This is a messenger RNA of Scylla paramamosain (green mud crab), 2177 nucleotides long. It is a transcript of the gene BBS8, whose product is annotated as tetratricopeptide repeat protein 8-like. Lineage: Eukaryota; Metazoa; Arthropoda; Malacostraca; Decapoda; Portunidae. Gene Ontology annotation, cellular component: BBSome; ciliary basal body; non-motile cilium. Gene Ontology annotation, molecular function: protein binding. The transcript is spliced from 12 exons. Bases 302 to 1804 code for a protein of 500 amino acids. Gene Ontology annotation, biological process: non-motile cilium assembly. The record is from RefSeq and is a predicted model, not a curated record.
CUUCAAAGUGAGGAGAGGCAUGCAAAGUGGAGGAAUUGUUUGUUGUGUUGUCCAGAUUGUGAUGGACAGAGAAGAUUUUAACAUUCCAACAAUUACGUCAAGGAGAACAAGAAGAGAGCAUAGCUAGAAUGUUUUAGUUUCAUAAUACCAAGAAUGAGAAGACAAAUGAAGUAUCAUUUUGUCAGAUACGAUAAAAGUUGAACGAAGCGCCCUGUCUCGGUGUUGAGCAAGGUGGCCGAGGUGCUUCACGUUCAUAGGAGAUAAACACGUGCAAGGGGCGGCGAGGAGAAUAGACGGCGCAAUGGACCCCUUGUUCCUGGCCCUCAGCUGCUUCAGGAGGAGAAAAUUUGAUCGCUGUAUAAAGAUAUGCACAGAGCUGUUAAGCAAGAAUCCAUAUGACCAGGCUGUGUGGAGCCUCAAGACACGGGCACUGACAGAGCAGGUGUGGGUGGAUGAAUGUGAUGGGGAGGAGGAAGGUCUGGCUGAUGUACUGAUGGAUGACAACACUAUAGCCUCAGUAGCUCGGCCAGGCACCUCCCUCCGCACUGCCCCACCGUCCUCAGCUGGGGGGCCCUCACAGACUUUCAGGCCGUCCACACAGUCUGGGCGCCCCCUGAGUGGUGUGGUGCGGCCAGGAUCCCAGGGGGGAAGGCCAGGCACCAUGGACCAGGCCCUGCGCACCCCUCGCACUGCCCAGACUGCUCGCCCAGUCUCAGCCACUUCAGGACGACACGUCAGGCUGGGCACGGCCUCUAUGAUACAGGUUGGGGAGGGGCCAUUCAUCAACCUGGCACGCCUCAAUGUAGCCAAGUAUGCAGCACAGCAGAAUAUUGCCAAGGCACUCUUUGAAUACAUCUACUUUCAUGAGAACGACGUCAGACAUGCACUGGACUUGGCAGCUCAGGCAACACAGGUGCUGGAGUUCAAGGACUGGUGGUGGAAGGUGCAGCUGGGCCGCUGCUACUACAGGCUGGGCUUGUUCCGGGAUGCUGAGAAGCAGUUCAAGUCAGCACUGAAGCUGCAGGACAACAUCAAUACUUACCUGCUGCUGGGCCGAGUGUACAUCCGUCUAGACCAGCCAAUGGCUGCCCUGGAGGUGUACCGGGAGGGGCUGGACAAGUUUCCUGGUGAGGUGACGCUGCUCACAGCCAUGGCAAGAAUAUACGAGGGCCUGCAUGACCUGCCCAAGGCCGUCAAGUAUUACCGGGAUGUCCUGCACUAUGAUGCCACCCACGUGGAGGCCAUUGCCUGCACCGCCACCACACACUUCUACAGUGACCAGCCCGAGGUGGCACUCCGCUUCUACAGACGAUUGCUUCAGAUGGGCAUCUAUAACUGUGAGAUAUUCAACAACCUUGGUUUAUGCUGCUUUUAUGCCCAGCAGUAUGACAUGACUCUCACUUGCUUUGAGCGAGCCCUCAGCCUCGCCACAGACCGGAGCAUUGCUGACGUGUGGUACAAUCUGGGCCAUGUUGCCUUGGGUAUUGGGGACAUCAAUCUCGCAUACCAGUGCUUCCGGCUGGCACUGGUGUCAGACAACGACCACGGAGAAUCCUACAACAACUUGGGCGUCCUGGAGUACCGACGCGGCAACCUGGAGACAGCGCGGGCCUUCUUCAUGACUGCUGCCAACCUGUCCCCACACAUGUUCCAGCCCCACUACAACCAUGCCAAGCUGGCUCACAAAGUUGGGGACUUGCAGACAAGUUUCAUCAUUGUGCAGAAAGCUUUGGCACUUUUCCCAGAGCAUGUGGACUCAAAAGAACUUCUCAAAACUCUGGAGACUCACUUCCAUACAUUAUAGAAUAUAUUAAGAGAGGUGAGGGACAUCAAGAAGGUUGUGUGCCACCUUGAAACUGUGAGGCCCUGCAGCAUAAUGAUUUUCCUCCUUCACUAUCUAUGUCCCAGCAUGUUGGAUUACAUCAAAGAAAUCAGAAUUACAGUUUUGAAUCACAUGCAAAAGAUUUGAUGUUCAGUGGCAAACAGCCAAUGAAACUGUCUUGUAAAUUUUAAUUUUCUUUGUAUAAAUUUUAAUUCCUAUUGGUUUCACUCUAAUUCACACAUCUUGCUAUACUUUACUUUUUUUUUUUUAUGCUUUGUAGAUUAUGAAGUAAAAAAUGUAAUGUAUACGAGUGAAACAUGAUAAAUAAAAAGUGAGCACAUGCAUGACAAUGUAA